This is a messenger RNA of Helianthus annuus (common sunflower), 2794 nucleotides long. Its product is annotated as probable ubiquitin-like-specific protease 2B. The transcript has 15 exons. Gene Ontology annotation, biological process: proteolysis. Lineage: Eukaryota; Viridiplantae; Streptophyta; Magnoliopsida; Asterales; Asteraceae. Gene Ontology annotation, molecular function: cysteine-type peptidase activity. The coding region runs from base 235 to 2523 and encodes 762 amino acids. The record is from RefSeq and is a predicted model, not a curated record.
UAUAAUAUAUAUCGAGUAAACCCCCUUUCUUACCCUCACAAACUCUCUCGAUCAUCUUCUUCCUGAAUUUCUGAAAUUCAAACCUUCAAAAAUCCGUCAAAACCACAAUCUUCAUCUGCACCAAUCACCAUGAUUCUCACAUAAAAAAAAAACCCUAAUUUCGAUUGCUCACUGUACAAGUCAUCCGUCAACUCAUCGUCACAAUUUCCUUCGAAAACCCUAGCGUAUGUAUACAUGCGUAUAUACUCACGGAAGAUGAAGACCGUUUGCAACAAAAAUCUCGACGUUUUCGAUUUUAAACCGGAUGAUCCUCCUAGAAAUGCGAUUGAGAAGUAUACUUUUCUCGAAACCGCUGCUUCCGGAAAAAGUAUAUCAGCAGAGGAGAUUAACUACGUUCCGUCUCUAGACAUUGAUACCAUCAACAUGAAUCACAUGGCUACCACCCUAGUAGAAAAUCCUUCUGUUGGAAUGACGGCUGUUACAAAUCAUGCUUUUAAAGUUGUUAAACAGCGACCUCUAUCAAGUAUAGAACUCAGAACUGAUUUAUCCGAAUCAGAAGUCAAUGCGGCUGCCACAUCAGCGUCACCUAGCAACAACAGAUUAAAGUCAGCCAUGCUAGAUCUGUUGCCUAGUCAUUAUGAACUUGAUGAGGCAGGUGGAACGGGCACAGAUGCAAAUGGAAGCAUGUGUGACAGAUCUUCGUCUUCUUCUGAUGUUGCAGACGAUGAUGCUGGACCAUCUUCAGAUAACUGCAUAGACGACUGGGAAAUGGACAGUGAAGAUACAACAACAGUUGUCUUGUACCCUGAUCAUGUGAUAUAUCGUGGUAGUUAUUAUACAGAUUGUUCGAUAUCUUUUACUAGCGGUUUCGUUGAACUGGAGGGUUCAGAAGUAGACGGAGAUGAAAGAACCCUAAAAUGCAAGUGGGGUAUUGAAGAUUUACUUCAUAUCACAUCUCAUUGGUAUGAACGGGUUGAGAUGGCCAUGGUGAAGAUUCAUGUACUUACAAAAGAUACAAAGCAUGAUAAAAUUGUUGAAUGCGCUUCAGGCACUGAGUUGAAAUUUGCAGUUAUCGACUCUAGCUGGCACGAGAGACUCGAAGCAAUUGUUUCUUUGAACAAGACAUACAAAGCUUUAUGGACCAGUAUGCUUGAAUCGGAAGACACCGUGGUUGGACACUCUGGCGUAUCUUCUUCAAAAUAUAUUCCGGUCUUUGACCGGCCUUUUGAAGAGGUUGUGUAUCCAAAGGGGGAUGCCGAUCCCGUUUCUCUAAGUAAACGAGACUUUGAUCUACUACAACCCGACACAUUUGUCAACGACACCAUCAUUGACUUUUAUAUCAAGUAUUUGAAGAACAAAAUCAAGCCUGACGAGAGCCGCAAGCUCCACUUUUUCAAUAGCUUCUUUUUCCGGAAGCUCGCGGAUCCCGAUAAAGAUCCACUUGAUGCUUCUAAAGGCGGGGUUGCUUAUCAACGCGUGAAGAAAUGGACGAGAAAAGUCAACCUUUUCGAGAAAGAUUAUGUUUUUAUUCCUAUAAACUAUAAUUAUCAUUGGAGUCUUAUCGUCAUGUGUCAUCUUGGAGAAGUGGCAACAUAUGAAGAUGAAGAUGUAAACGAGUCGAUGAACGUUCCGUGUGUGUUGCAUAUGGAUUCUUUGAGAGGCAGUCACACUGGUCUACAAGGUCUUGUGCAAAGUUACCUGAAGGAGGAGUGGAAAGCGAGGCAACAUGAAGUUUCUGAAGACAUCGCCUCGAGAUUUGAUAAUUUGAGAUUCAUCUCUCUGGAGUUACCGCAGCAGCAAAAUAUGUUCGACUGUGGUCUGUUCUUGCUCCACUAUGUAGAACUAUUCUUGGAGCAAGCUCCUCUACACUUUAAUCCUUUUAAAAUCUCAAAGAGCUUUAACUUUCUAAACGAGGACUGGUUUCCACCUGCGGAGGCAUCUCUCAAACGAGUAGUUAUUCAGAAAUUAAUCUGUGAUCUUCUCGAGAACCCAAAUCAGGAACCUUCUUUAUCCACCGCUGAUGAUGACCAACGGUGCCACGUCAGCAGUCUGGAUACGAAUGCUCAUAAGGAUACCGUUGUGAAUUUAUCCUUAACUCAUCAUCAAAGUUCUCAUGAUCAUAAGAAAACCGAGAUACCAUCAUCAUCAAUACAAUGUGCUGAUGAUGAUCCUAACGUAACCGUGAAGCCAUCUUUUAGUUUGAAAUUCAACUGUGCAACCACUUUCGAUGAGUGCGGAUCUCAAGAUGGCAGUGCUCGGGACCAGGAGACGAUUAAUAACAAUCAUGAGUCGUUACCGGAAAUUCAAAUCCUGGGGUGUGAUGUUUCCGUAGAAGUGGUCAAUGGAAGCCGUCAGCUCGAUUCGGAAACCGAUCAACCAACGUUGAUGGAUAUAAUGAUGCCCGGGUCAUCAUUUGGGUUUCUUGAUAUGCAAAUUGAUGGUUCGGAAAACGCUUCAGGUUUGGAAUCGGAUGUGCAGCACGCUACCAAAAAGAUGCGGAUGACACAACCAAUAGUUCUGUGAAUAGUGCUGAUUAUUGCGGUUUAGGAGUGAAUACUGAUGUUUCUUUUGCUCUUUGCGGGGAUCGUUAGGGUUUUGUAUUUGAAUCUUGAGAGUAUUAAAAUGAUGAGGAGCAAGGAGAUCCCAUUAAAGUCUAGAGGGUUUUUUUUUUUUUUUUUUUUUGUGGAUUUAAGGUCUGGUUGAGAAAGAAAUUGGUAGUUGAUCUCAAGGCUUGUAUGCAAUGUUUUGCAGCAUUCUUGUUACUAAUGGUAUGGGAAAAACCCUUGAAAACUUA